AUGUCAACCAAAGCGACGAGCCUCUCAGCAGAAGAGAUUCUUCGCCAUCCCGCAUACAAGACGACGCAAUGGGAUCUUAAACCCAGGCUAUCGGGCUUCGCGACGGUGGCCGAGUCUCGUCCAGGUGGGCCAUUCCCUAUGUGGUACGAAGUUCACGGCCGAGGACCAAAGAAAAUUGUCUGGAUCAUGGGCCUCGGUGGUAGCCGGAACCUGUGGAAGCGUCAGAAUCGGCACUUUGGGCAUCUGCGUGGCGAGGAGUACAGCUCCCUUGUCUUUGAUAAUCGCGGGGUGAGCAAGUCGGCCAAGCCAACUUGCAGGUACAGCACCUUGGAUAUGGCCAAGGACCUCGUCGAACUGCUGAGGCACAUUGGGUGGCUCGAUACUGAUUCUCAGUACUACCCGCGAGACUUGAACAUUGCAGGAAUCAGCUUAGGUGGCAUGAUUGCGCAAGAACUUGCGCUUCUGAUACCUCAACGAUUGCAAUCGCUGAUUCUUAUCUCUACGGCUCCCCGCCUGAUUCGAACCGUUCACACGUUCGAGCAUAUGAAACAACGAGUCGCCAUGUUUCUUCCCACAGCAGUUGACGUAGAGCUCAAGAACAAGGCCAGUAGGCUGUUCACUAUGAGCUAUCUCAAUGCGCCGGACACCGGAUCCCUGGACCCAGAAAAAACAUUUCCCACCAACCUUGACCGCUUUGUGGCAGAGGAACUCGCAGAGCGUUGCGAAGAUACCGACUUUUCUCGGAGGAAAGGCGUCGUGCUACAGGCUAUCGCCGCUGGAUGGCAUCACAAGAGCGACGCAGAUCUCGCAAGAAUAGGGGACGAAGUAGGCAGAACCCGAAUCUUGGUGAUGCACGGGACUUUUGACGAAACCAUUACCUUUCCGCAUUUUGAGCUAAUCAGGGCUGCGUUGGGAGACGGGCCGGAGUAUAUUGCUUGGAAAGACUGUGGCCAUGUGCCGUUGUGGGAAAGAGAGGAGGAAUUCAACGAGACCGUAAGACUGUUCAUUGACAAGACAAUCCCAGUUUCGGCCAGUCUCUAG
This is a messenger RNA of Colletotrichum scovillei, 1041 nucleotides long. Its product is annotated as glycylpeptide N-tetradecanoyltransferase. NCBI's taxonomy places the organism in Eukaryota, Fungi, Ascomycota, Sordariomycetes, Glomerellales, Glomerellaceae. The record is from RefSeq and is a predicted model, not a curated record. The coding region runs from base 1 to 1041 and encodes 346 amino acids. The transcript has a single exon.